CGAUGAACAUAUCAUCAGAUUGGUCAAACUUGGGGGAGAAGAGAAUGAGAAAAAAACAGAGACUUUUCUGUUACUCCACGUAAAUUAAGGAACAUGACUAUGAUUCAAUCUCAUGUAACUAACCCCCCUCACAAGUCACCACAUGAAUUUAUACAUACCAAACUCAAAUCACACUACAAAUCCAUCACACUUUUCGAGAAACAACAAUGGCAUCCGACGAAGAAUUAGUUCACAACUUCCCUCCUUACUUUCAGGUCCUCAAAAACGGCGCCGUCAAGAGGUUCUUUAACGACUCUUUUUUUCCGACCACCGGCGAUGAGCCCAACAGCGACGGCGUUUUGACCCGGGAUGUUGUGGUCUCGACGGAGCCUAAAGUGGGUGCGAGGCUUUUCUUGCCGAAGAUCACUGACCCGACCCGGAAGCUGCCGCUCCUGGUUUAUAUCCAUGGAGGUGGGUUUUCGAUCGGGUCGGCUUUUUUUAAGCUGUUUACGGAUUAUGUGAGUUCCCUCGUUGCGCUUUCUGGGGUUGUGGCGGUGUCGGUGGAGUAUCGGUUGGCGCCGGAGAAUCCGAUUCCGGCGUGUUAUGAGGAUACUUGGGAGGUUUUGAAGUGGGUUGGUGGUCACGGGUCGGGUCAAGGGUCCGACCCGUGGUUGAACAAGUACGCGGAUUUCGGGCGGGUGUUUUUGGCGGGGGAUAGUGCGGGUGCGAAUAUUGCACACAACAUGGCUGUUCGGGUCGGGUCGGAGGAUCCGGGGGUGAAGAUCUCGGGUAUGGUUUUGGUGCACCCGUUUUUCGGGAAUGAUGAGGUGAGUCCAAUGUGGAAGGUGAUAUGUCCGGAUACAAGUGGGCCUGAUGACCCGAGGUAUAACCCGGCUGCAAAUUCGGGUUUGAUGGGGAAGAUUGGGUGUGGGAAGGUGUUAGUUUGUAUCGCCGGGAAUGAUGAGUUGAAGAGUAGGGGAUUGAGUUAUUACAAGGCGUUGAAGAAAAGUGAGUGGAGCGGCGAGACGGAGAUUUUUGAGACCGAAGGUGAGGAGCAUGUGUUUCAUGUUUUUAAUCCGGCUUGUGAGAAAGCUGCUGUGUUGCGAGAGAAAAUUGCUCGUUAUUUCAACAAUUGACUGGAAUCAAGUAGGCUGUCGGGGAUGAAUUAGUAGAUGACAAUGAUCAAUAAAAUGAGAAGAUCGUGAGACUUAGGUUUAUUUUAUUUUGUGUAGGUUAUCUUUGUUUAAUAAAUCAUGUGUUAUUUACUUCAAAAAUGAAACGUAGUUGAGGUUUAGAGUGAAAUUUUUUCGAAUGUACCUUGAAAUAUGUAUCAGAGAAUUUGAAUCUUUAGGCCUUGAUAAUAAUGGAUAUUGGCUGAUGAAAUUUGAGUUCGAAGUUCA
Molecule: messenger RNA, 1379 nt
Organism: Daucus carota subsp. sativus
Lineage: Eukaryota; Viridiplantae; Streptophyta; Magnoliopsida; Apiales; Apiaceae
Product: 2-hydroxyisoflavanone dehydratase-like
Exons: 1
Coding region: 207-1115 (302 amino acids)
Molecular function (GO): hydrolase activity
Source: RefSeq, a predicted model, not a curated record